UUAGGAAUAUAGAGUGCGCUGCUGUAGCUCGGGUAUUAGUUCCCUUCAGUCACUGACUGUCACAGUAUCAGUAUAUAGACGUCACGCUACUGAUGACAUUCAUGUCGGACUCAACACGAAACUGAGCUGAACUGUGCCUAGGACGCUAAGACGCUGACCUGAGCUGAUUUGGAGUUCGACGCACCAAGCGGGUGCCUCAGGUACGAUCAGGCCAUACAAUACAACGCGGAUCGCUCACUCUCGAAUCGUGGACCUACGAAAUAGUCUACCUGUGUUCCCAUAUGUACAGCAGUACGCUACGACAAGACUGAGGCAAGUUCAGUGUAACCACGCGAAUAGAUAGCACCGCUUUGAUAUAGCCAGGUCAUCCCUACUUCAGCUACCUGAGACGACGGCGGCGAGACAGUGGGAUAGAAUUAACGUAUGGAUAUUUACCACGAUAUUAUAGCGUUAGUACGUGCCGACCGCCUCUCGCAGCAGGGAACAACGUAACUCAAUGUGUAGCUACAGAAGCCUAAAAACACAACUGCCUGAAAUAACCAGACGGUCCGGAGCGAGUAUUCUCGAGUAGUCUUUUGGAAUUACCGGCGUGAUUUACUGGGGGCAGCGCUGUGCGGUGUAGUAGUGUUUGGAGGCUUCAGUUGCUGGGUUAUAUUAUGUUAUAUAUACCGGCCUGAGCAUUUCUCAUACCCUGACGAGAAUAUACCCUCUUGUAGUUAUCAAUUUUGUUGAUGGAUGUUUAUGAUUUACUGUAGCACGGCGUGGACUCUUGUUGGAAUCUAGAGCUGCCUCUUUGCUUCAGGUUGCUACUGAGACUGCGCCUGCAGCAGAUCUUGCUGGUGAACGAAAAAACAACUCUUGGACAUUACAGGAGUUUUGAGUAUAUUUGAAAGGAUUUUCGACUUGAAUUCUCAAGCAAGUGCUAGUGGUCAAUAUGGCUCCGACUGCAGAAAUUGAGACUGUUGUUAUUGUAAGGCCGCUCAAGGUUUUGGCUCUGAUUUUCGGCUGCCUGGCGUCCCUCCUCCUCUUGAUUGCAAUCAUCCCGACCCACUGGCUGCAGACGUCUAUCUACAGGGAGGGGCUGUUUGUCGCCUGCAAGAUGCCCCCAAACCACAGUCUGAUACACGACGACCAGGUGGAGACCUGCUUUGCCCUCUCCGGACAAGUAUGGACCCAGGCGGUGGCGGCCAUGUGUAUCAUCUCCCUGCUCAUCACAGCAGCCUCCACGGUGGUUACUGGGCUGGCACUCUGUAACAAGGAGCCGGACAGAAAGUACACUUUCUACAUGGUGGCCAUGGUCGGGUUUGGCUUGGCGGCAAUUUUCCUGGUAAUUGGACUCAUCGUCUACCCCAUCAUGUUUUGGCAGAACAUGGUGUUCAAGCUGGAAGAUGGCGGCAAGGAGUGGGAGUUCGCCUGGGCUUACGGACUGGCCUGGGCAUCUGUGCUAGUCAUCCUCACCGCCGCCAUCUUGCUCUUCGUCGAGCGGGACGCCGACGAGAUAGAUUAUCGAGAAAAGGUCCACCAUGAUUACUCCAAUGAUGGAAAAGAGACUGAGGCUUAAGGCUAUCUAUGGUUUGGAUGUCGUAUUAUCUCAUUUUACGGUGCGUCACACAUCGAACUGAAAACGUGAAAGGAGGGCAGGAAUCUGACUUUUAGAAUAUCAAGCUGAACGGCUUCAGCCAAUUUUUUUGCCUCGGUAUGAACUCAAAAAGAUUGUGUGAUUUGGUAUUUUUGUCGUCGGAUAAAUUGUGUAUAUAAUUCAAGACACACCGACUUUCAUACACUGCUUCAGAGGACGCCGCAGCCCUUGCCUCAACAUAGUCAUCAUCGAACCCUCACGAAUGCUGCCAAUUGAUCUUACGGCAAACUCAUUAAUGUGUGCUACCCCCUGAAACUUAUGUGGCGUCAGCGUAAUUAGUUUUAAGAAUCUCAAAAGAGAAGUACAUUUAUCGUUGUCGAUCGGAAAUGACAUAUCGAAAAAAAUACAUAUCCCUUGAAGGAAGGCGUUGCAAUUUCUUCAGACGCUCACCUCGGGUGUCAAGUGCCCUGCAGCUUCAGUUUGAUUGUCGUCCUGCAAAUUGAUGAUUGAGAUGACAAAAAAUCCGAAGAAAUAAUCCUCGUGUUAAUCUUUCUUUGCUCCGAGUUUGGUUACAAUGCAAAACACCAAGGAAGGAUUAAGGAAAUGGUUGAAUUAUCAAAAAUGAUCGCCAAGACACAAUUAUUAUUAAGUGAAUUUUUUUCUCGAUUUAGCCUUUUGGCAAAGCUAAAUAGUUUUGGUCAUUUCGUUCAUACACGAAACUGCUUGGAAUAAGAAUGGGAGCAUAUUUUUUAUAUCAUAGGUGCAUAACUUCACUUUCCUGCAUGUUCAAGCGAUGAAAGUGUGAUAUCUUAGAAGGUAUUUGUUUUCAACAGAAGUCUUGUUUCCACUGACGAUAGAUCGACUCAUCUCUGAGUAAGCUAUGGGUGUGAUCGCCAUAGGCAGCAACUGUAGUCCCCAUAUGCGUUCGCGAAAUGCCCACCUCUUGGUUUCAAGCUUUGGGGAACAUCUAGGGAUGCCAUUCACUACGUACCUGUGAAGAGCUUCCGUUAAUUAGGCGACCUAUGUAAAAGGGUCGUACCAAAAAAGGUCGGCCUAUCUUCAAUGUAAACGCGACCCCUAUGUCCCUUUUUCUUUGUGACCCUCUUGGUAUUAGUGUUGUAUUUUAUCACGAAGGUGUUUAUACAUACAUUUCGUUUCCUCUUUCAUUCGUUGUACUUAUAGACUGUCCCAGAUAAGUCAUUCAGGAGAUUUUUGGUCAUUUAUAUUUGGAAAUGUGGUAGAUACUAGGAGGAGUUUUCAAAGAUGUUUAAUUGCUAAUACCGACAGAUGUAUAUUCUUGAAACCCCUUUCCAUUUUUUUUCUGAGAAUUCCUUAUGAUGUGUGAUAUUAUUAUCAUUCUUAUGUUUAUCAUCAUUGUCUGUUGAUAUGGUGAUUGGUAUGUAUAUACAGUAAGUAUACAUAUAUGACAUCCUAUAUCUUAUACUACAUAUCUUAUCCCGCGACAUGCUCAGGCUUACUAAAAGGUGCUAAUUAAUGACGUCACCAUACCUAAAAAAUUCACUCAGAAUUCCAACUGACUUGACAUAAGAGUAGUGUGUGAGCUUUCUGCCGCCAAGAUGUACAUCUUCAUGACUGCCUACAUAUUAAUGCUGUAAUGACGUCAUAUUUUAUACGUAACGUAAUUUGUUCACUGAUUGUCUGUGCGAUGAAUACAAGGCAUUUAUUGAUACGUCUUGUGUGCUCAAAUACAUCAUGAGGUGCUAAUGACGUCACAACUCUGAAGGUCAAAUUUAGAAUACGACCUCUUUUAUUGAACAUAAAAGGUUACUUUUAGGGGAAUGAAUCUAGACGACGAAAUCACGGUGCACAGCGUCAACAGAAUUUUUAAACAAUACUGUUGUCUCUUGAUAGAUGACGUCAUUUUUCUACUCGUCAGUUGUGACAAUCGCACUUGGAUGCUGCGAAUAUUUCAACGUGAACGGAUUACAUGGUUGCCAAAUUAAAGCUUAAUGCGUACUCUGCGCAUCAUUUAGCAUCGUCUCUCGUUAAUGCCACACUAAGCAAUAUAGACUUGCACCCGCCUGAGUACUGAGAACUGGUUCUUGGAUUUCCAAUACAAAGACCGAGUCUUUCCGCCUCUCACACGCCUCCCCAUGUGGGGAGGCGUGUGAGAGGCGGAGAGACUAUUA
Molecule: messenger RNA, 3729 nt
Organism: Lingula anatina
Lineage: Eukaryota; Metazoa; Brachiopoda; Lingulata; Lingulida; Lingulidae
Product: transmembrane protein 47
Biological process (GO): cell-cell adhesion
Cellular component (GO): membrane; cell-cell junction
Source: RefSeq, a predicted model, not a curated record